This is a messenger RNA of Drosophila willistoni, 1314 nucleotides long. RefSeq names its product myogenic-determination protein (gene nau). Gene Ontology annotation, biological process: muscle organ development; regulation of transcription by RNA polymerase II; positive regulation of myoblast differentiation. Gene Ontology annotation, molecular function: RNA polymerase II cis-regulatory region sequence-specific DNA binding; protein dimerization activity; DNA-binding transcription factor activity, RNA polymerase II-specific. The record is from RefSeq and is a predicted model, not a curated record. The transcript is spliced from 5 exons. Lineage: Eukaryota; Metazoa; Arthropoda; Insecta; Diptera; Drosophilidae. Bases 108 to 1121 code for a protein of 337 amino acids.
UCGGUUGUCAUUUUUUUCGUUGUCUCUCCGGUCUCUGUCUCCGUCAACGUCACUCGUGCCAAAUCAAGUGAAGUGCAGUGUAAAGUGUCUCCGGAGUGAAGUGCAUCAUGACCAAAUAUAAUAAUGCAAAUGAAAUGCCCACUGAUAAUGGCAACAUUAAACAGGAAUACAAUCAUUAUCCAGCCUAUGAUUACAAUAAUCACAACAUGUUGAACCCAUCACAUCAUCACAUCCAUCCACAUUUACAACCACAUUCACAUACGAAUGCCAAUCAAACGUUGCAACAUUUCUUCAGCCGUUUCAACGCCGUCGGCAAUUCUGGUGGCGAUCUCAGCAGCCCAUCCACCGCCUCCGCUUGCAAUUACAAUCACCAAUCAUUGGACUCGGAUAAUCAAACAAAGGAACUCUCCUCGCCCAUCUACACCACCGACUAUGACGAUGAGAACAGUAGUCUCAGCUCGGAGGAGCAUGUCCUUGCUCCUUUGGUGUGUGCCUCGGCCCAAUCCUCCCGUCCCUGCCUCACGUGGGCCUGCAAGGCGUGCAAAAAGAAAAGCGUAACCGUCGAUCGUCGCAAAGCGGCCACCAUGCGAGAGCGUAGAAGACUGCGAAAGGUUAACGAGGCAUUUGAGAUUUUAAAGAGACGGACAUCCUCCAAUCCCAAUCAACGUUUACCCAAGGUUGAAAUCUUACGCAAUGCCAUUGAAUAUAUUGAAAGUUUAGAGGAUUUACUUCAGGAAUCCACGCCCACACGAGAUGGCGACAAUCUGGCGCCCAAUUUAAGCGGCAAAGUCUGCCAGUCCGAUUAUCUGAGUUCAUAUGCUGGUGCCUAUUUGGAGGACAAGUUGAGUUACUAUAACAAACAUUUAGAGAAAUAUGGACAAUAUUCAGAUGGCGAAAGUAGUGCUAAUGGUUCCAGUUUGGAUUGCCUUAAUCUAAUUGUUCAGAGUAUUAAUAAAAGCUCAGCAAUUGCCACACCCUCAGCAACAACAACAACAUCCGCGCAGUCUACAAAAACCUCAUCAGGAGCUGCAGUAGCAGCUGGAGGAUCAGCAGCAACAUCAUCAUCAUCAUCCUUAGGUAGUUCCCUGCAUACGAAUUUCAAAAGGAAAUGUAGUACCUGAGCCCACAAAGAAACCCAUUCAGUCAUCAUAUCGCCUCACAUCCCACAGAGUUUAGUUAAUUGUAAAUGUAUAUGAUAAGUCUGUCCAAGGAUACAACGAGAUACCUACGAGAUACGCGCCGCCCCAGUGAAAUAUUGUAUAUGUAGAACUAAAUUAUUUUUAUGACCUUUAGUAAUUAAUUUAAUAAACAAAU